This is a messenger RNA of Vespula vulgaris, 5340 nucleotides long. Its product is annotated as protein BTG3-like. Lineage: Eukaryota; Metazoa; Arthropoda; Insecta; Hymenoptera; Vespidae. The record is from RefSeq and is a predicted model, not a curated record. Gene Ontology annotation, biological process: negative regulation of mitotic cell cycle; negative regulation of cell population proliferation. The transcript has 3 exons. Gene Ontology annotation, cellular component: nucleus; cytoplasm. The coding region runs from base 408 to 1202 and encodes 264 amino acids.
UGUGAAUACACAUGAAUAGUGAUUAGUAUCGAAGAAUAAUUGUCUCUCACACAAGUUUGAAAAUAGUGAUAUUAGAAAUAUAUGUAUCGCUUGCCACACGUUCUCUUGGCAUAAGAAUGAGCUGGCAUAAAUUGCUCGUUGCUUGAAAAAAUUUCUUUAUCCAAAUGUCAAUGUUAAAAAGAAGAAUUUAAAUGCAAGAAAAGGGAAAACAGUAAAAUUAUUCUGUUUGUAAUUCAAAAAGGAAACAUAGAUCUUGAAACAUUUAAACGUGGUAGCGUUGUAAAAGGGCUCUAUGUACUCCAUAUCUGCUUCCUCGAAUGGUACUUUAGUUUACAAAAAUAUUGCGUCAGUUAAUCAGAAGAGGAACAAGUCAGCAAUUUAUAAGUUUAUCACCCAAUACUGGUAUCAUGCGCAACGAAAUUACAGCAGCAGUACUAUUCUUAGUACAGCUGAUAGAAAAAAACGAAAAAUUUAGUCCCGAUCAAUUGGAAUGUUUCAAACGACAUUUAGUUGAAUUGUUGACGGAACGUUUUAAAAAUCAUUGGUUUCCUGAUAAGCCUUUCAAAGGUCAAGGUUAUCGUUGCAUACGUGUGAAUGGGCAUAAUAGAAGGGAUGCGACUUUGGAGAGUGCAGCAAAUGCUGCUGGAGUGAAGUACGAAGAUUUGUCUCUACCAGUAGAGCUUACACUUUGGGUUGACCCUAAUGAAGUUUGUUGUCGUUUCGGAGAAAGUAAGGGAUCAUAUUGCACAUUGGCAUCAUUCGAUGAUAAAGAAAAUACUGUACCAAUUUUUCAAAGAGAUGAGCAAGUAGAAAAAGAAAAUAAGCAAUCUGAGAGGCAGACAAAAAUGCUGAAAACCCCACUGGUUCCUACUAUGGAAGAACAACAUGAAGUAAAACCUUUGAGCUCUGCAAAUCAAAAUCAGCAUCAUAAUAGUACUGGUACAGGUAGGAGGCGCAAUUUGAACAGUCCCAGACUCCAUGUUAACAGAAAUCGUACUUGGUUUGGUCACUCCUUUGGCAUGGGCUAUGGACCUCAUCCGAUCACUCAACCAUGGUAUAAUAUCGUGCCACCUCAUUUUUUGAGCGGUCCAUCUCCACCUCCCUUCAUGGGCCAUCGGGGAAACAAAUGGAUUCCUCCUUCUUAUCCUGCUGGCCCAACCCGUUUUCAUCACUGGUCUCCAAAAGCUACUCUUAAAGUAUAAACAAAUUUGAUGCAGAUAUAAAUAAGAAAUCUGUUCCUUUAUUAUUAUUAUUAUUAUUACUAUUAUUAUUAUUAUUAAUAUUAAUUAUUAUUAUUAUUAUUAUUAUUAUUAUUAUUAUUAUUAUUAUUAUUACUUUUUUUUUUUUGAACUAUGGACAAUGGUAAUUUCUUUUUUGUAUUUUUCAUUCUAUUUUAUCUUUGUAAUUGUGUAGUAUUUUAACUGCCAUUUCUUAUGUAUUAAAGCAUAUAUCUAUGGGGCUAACCUAAUUAUAUUUUUAUUAAUCAUUAGGAACAGAUUUCUUUAUUUAUCGGUGAUGAAAAUGAUUCAUUCUGUAAUUACAAAUGACCUUGUUCAAAUCGCGACUAAGGCUUACGAUUUUUUAUGACAAGAGAUGUUGUAUUAUUACAUGUUUAUAUACAUAUAAUUAAUCCAAAUAAUAGAUAUUUAACUCCGGAUGCAAGGUUGCUUGUAAAACACUAGUCUAUUGGGGAUAUAAAUAGAAUGUAUUAGUUUGUAUCCAUAUGAAAAGAGGCAAUGAACUUUAAAAGCCGUUUGCGAAUUUCUUAUCAGAUUGGUUUUUAAAAAGAACUUUUUAUGUGAAACAUAGAGUAAGUAAUCUCUCUAUAUACGAAGCAGUAUUGAUUUGUGUAUAUGUAUUUGAAAGGAAUGGCAAGUCAUAGAUAAAUUAUUCGUGCAAUUUACUAUACAGCGCGGUUCAGUUCCUUUUACAGCCUGUCUCUUUUCUUUAUGCUGAUCAUGAACAUUGCGUCAUAUAAAUUUGAGCCAUCGAAUGUAGAGAAAGAAAUUUCUUUUUCAUUCUCUUCAUUUUUGAAAACUACAUUGGAUUAAUAAUAACAGUGAUUUAAAUAGAAUCUUCCGAACAUCAUAGAAGCAUGUAUUUGAAAUAUUGUUUUAAAAUGUAUGAUAUGUACACAUAUUUGAGUGUAUGUGUGCAUAUGCACAUUUUUGUUUUUAAAGUGAAGAAAGUAAUUUGAUUUUAUUAAGUAAAAGUAUAAUGAUAUUACGAUUCUUUUUUUUUUGCAUAUUAUUUAAUUAGAAAUAUAGUAUUGUUCAGAAAUGACAUUAUACAGGCACCUUCAUUAGAAUUUCUGUUUUAUGUUAAAAGUACUGCACGAAUAUUAUGCCUGUCGUAUAUGAUUAUAAGAAAUCGAUAUCUCUUAUUUUAUAUAUGGUCCUUUGGUAUAAAAGAAUUAAGUCUCUUUUUCAUUAAUCUGUAAUUUAUAAAUGUGCAUUAAUUGUAUUAAUAUAUUAAUAUUUUACUAAAAAUUAUAAUAUUAAUGCAAUGUCAGAUUGAUACCAAUGUAAUGUACAUUUAAUCGUGUAUAUUGUAGACAAUUUAUCACGAGUUAGUAUCUUAUAGUUAUAUAAGCUAUAUAUUUGCUUUAUCUGCCAAUGCAAACAGUGGUUUAAUAUACCUAGUAUCGAUAAAUAUUUUAGUAUCACAAAUGUUUAAGAAGUGCAAUAUUUUUUUAGUUGGCAAUUGGAUACAAUUGUUGAUAAUAUCUAUCAGAAUCUAUUCACGAUGCAAAUCACAUGUUGUAUUUCUCUGUCUACUUUUACUACUCAGAUUUCAGUAUAAUUUUCUUUGAUCACAAAUUUAUAGAAUAAUUAAUAUUUUUUUUCUCUUUUUCUCUUUCUCUCUCUCUCUUUUUUUUUCUUUUUUCCCUCCAACUAACUUAGGCACAAACCAGAUAACUAUCGUUGCAGUAUAAAAUCAAAUUUAUCAUUUAACUAUAAAUAAGUGGAUUGCUCUUCGAAAUUUUAUAUCGACAAAUAUUAUAGUUUUGCUAUUUCCAUGUUAUUUAUAAUUAAAUGCAUGUGUAAUUGCUCUAGUAUAGGUAAUGUUUGUGUUCACUUUGUUAAAUCUUAUAUUCAGAUGAGUUAUUUUAAUGUUAAAGUGCAAAGGGUGUUAAAGGUCUAUAUAAAUGCAAAUAUGAAAAUGUUUAUGUAGUAUUAAGCAAUGUUGCAUUCGGACGUGUUCUUUGUGUGAGUGUAUGUGUAGUUGGCGCGCGCGUUGCGCAUCGUGCGCGCAUUACAUACCGAUGAUGUAUGUAUGCAUGUGUAUAUAUAUAUAAAAUGUGUGUAACGAACGAUAUAACGAAAUAAUUCGAACUUUUCUAUCAAAAUUACAAUAAUCAUUUUUGCCCGAAUUAAACGCGCUUUACACGUUCUAUAUAUAAUAUUUAUAUGUGUAUUUUAAAACGACUGAUAUAUUCGAUCGGAUUUUCAUGAAAAACAAAAAGAAAAAAAAGAAAAAGAAAAAAGAAAAAGAAAAAAAAAAGACGAUUUCAUUUCACAAAGAGAUCUCUAUUUGUUAACAAAUUACAAUCUACAAAUCGUCGGAUUGAAAAUUAAUCGUUUAUUUAAUAACGAGCAUUGUUGUUGCUUUUAGUUUACCUUGCUUUUAGUCUAAAGAAAGAAAUUUCGAUCGAAGUAAAAAAGAGAAAAAAAAAACAAAUAAAUAAAAGCAUUUCUUUUAAUACAUUAGCAUUUUUAUACAAUAUAUAUAUAUAUAUAUAUAUAUAUAUAUAUUCGGAUGAAUGGAUAUAUAAAUAAAUAAUCGGGCAAAAUACGAUUUGAUUACACGAUCGAAUGUUACAAAGAUAAAGCUUUAAAAUGAUUCCGUUUCUAAUCUUGUAUAAUGCGUAUACUCGAGCUUAAUUUCAUUGGAAAUGUGUAUGUUCGUGAGUUAUUUAAAGAAGAAGAAGAAGAAGAAAAAGAAAAAGAAGAAAGAAAGAAAGAAAAAAAAAGAAAAUUAAACGAAAUGAAAAAGAAAAGCGAACAAAGAAAUCAAACGAGGAAAGUAAUGAAAGAAAAAGAGACUGCGACAGAUAAUGUCGGGUUAGAGUUUACGCCAUUUUUUUGCGAAUAACCGAACCGUUGAAAUUCGUUCGACAAAUAAUUGUUAGAAAACGUAUCUCAUACGUAAACAUUGCGUGCGUCUCUUUUCUUUUCUUUUUUUUUUUACACUAUAUAUAUAUAUAUAUAUAUAUAUACGUUGUAAUAAUAUUUUUUGUUUAUAAUCACGAUAAAUGAUAAUAACGAUGAUAAUGACGACGACGAUGUGGAUAACGAUAACGAUAACGAUAACGAUAACGAUAACAAUGUUAUAAUUUAAUUUUGUAUCCAGUACCAGUUCUUGCAUUUUGUUUAUGAUUUUAUGAGGAAAAAAAAAAGAAAAAAAAAAUAAAAGAAGAAGAAGAAGAAAAAAAACCCGAACACACACAGAGACACAGACACGCGCGCACACAUAUAAAAGAGAGAGAAGAACAGACGUACACGUAGAUACACGUACACACACAGAGAUACACGGGAUGAGGACGGGCGCGCGCGCGCGCGCGCGUGCGUUACGUGCACGGCGCUCACUAUUUGUUUCGUGCUAACCAAUAAAAAUUAUUCAUGUAUCAAGCAAAAUAUACUUAUCGUUAGAAUUAUUAAUUAUUAUUAAUUAGAAUGGGUACCUCGAUGGGGCAGGGGAGGGAGGGGGAUUUAGAAUUAUAAAACAUAAAACAAUCAAAACUUUUAUUAUUAUCAAAUAUUUCAUUGAUAGAAAAAUUUAAACGUAUAGCCGAUAAUAUUGAUUUAACGAUUUAUCUAUCUAUCUAUUGAUUAUGAUGAGCCAUUAAGAAAUAUAUAUAUAUAUAUACGUAUACGUAUAUACAUACGAUAUUAUAUGGAAAUGAAGUAUUUCUUAGCGAUUAAUUUUUAUCAAAUAUUUUGAUACAUAUAAAAAAUCGAAAUAAAUUAAAAAGACAGACACGGAGAAACGGACAAAAAUAAUGCCGUCGAUAGAAAGAUAUUUGAAAUAUUAAAGUUAGAUGAGCUUUUUCUGUCCUCUCUUUCUCUCUCUCUUUCUCUCUUUCUCUGUCUCUCUAUCCUUCUAUUUCUAUCUCUAUCUUUCUUUUUCUCGUUAAGAGAUCAUUCCAUUUCUCCGUCUCCGUCUGUCUGCCUCCUCGAGAGAAUCUUUUUGGAAAAAAAAAAAGAAAAAAAAAAUGGAAAUAUUACAUGUAAUUGCUUCUUUUAUAACGAUGUGCACUAUACAUGUAAUUAAGUUUUCACAUGUGUAUGAUCACUUAAAUGUAGAGCAAUUAUAAAAAUAAAUUUACGUCAUAUUGUC